UUUUCUGGCCAAGGAGAUCCUCGUGUAGUAGAUGAAUGGGUUCAGGGUCUCGAGAUUAUUUUCGAGGUCAUGAACUGCCCUGAUCGUUAUCGCAUGUUAUGUGCCCAGAUCCAGCUGACCGGUGAUGCUCGACUCUGGUGGCAAGCCUAUUGGAGUAUGUGUCCCGGUGAAAAAGAUGGUUGUACGUGGGACCAGUUCAAGGAGCUGAUCCGAGAAAAGUAUUAUCCCUCGUAUUACCGAGCAGACAUGGAGCGCCAGUUCUUGGCACUCACCCAGGGUACUCGUUCUGUCGACAAGUACGAAAGAGAGUUCACCCGUCUCGGAGCCUUUGUACCUGAUCUUGUGGGUACAGAGACGAAGAGAGCCCACCGUUUCACUCACGGACUCCACCCAGCAGUCCACCACAACAUCGUAGGUCACGGCGUCCAGACCUACGCCCGCGCAGUUGCCAUUGCACAGGAAAUCGAUGCCAGUAUCCGACGAGAAGCCGCCCAGACAUCAAUCCAGCCAGUUGUUCAUCCACCAGCCCAGCCCAAGGUUGCCCAACCAUCAACAAACAAGAAUAAAAGGAAGUUCAAAGGAGGUCCAGAUGAUCGCAGGAACCGCCAAAGACAGAAGACAAAUACCAGAAUGCCCAACCUGCGGGAAACACCACCGUGGAGAAUGCCUCUGUGGUAUUUGCGCUCUAUGUGUUUGCUUGCUCUGUGGGCUCGUGGUUCCCUUGAAUUUGCUACUGCACCACUAUUAUCACAGUACACGGUAAUAACAUGUGGCAAACUCGGAAUCACUUCUAAGUCCACCAAGAAGUUUCUGAGCCAAACUGCCUCUUUCGCUGCCUCAGAGGCUGCGAUGUACUCGGCUUCCAUAGUGGAGUCUGCUACGCACUUCUG
Molecule: messenger RNA, 890 nt
Organism: Striga hermonthica
Lineage: Eukaryota; Viridiplantae; Streptophyta; Magnoliopsida; Lamiales; Orobanchaceae
Source: the annotation of a GenBank genome assembly